ACCUGGUCACACUGACCAUUCGAGCCAAACUCUGUUAACCGCAGCUGAGACAAAAAAGCGAAUUCAAGGUGAAGUAAUUGGCUUCAAAAUAACAGCUACUCGACUUUUGAGGGGGAGCGGCCUGAGUCACCACACAAUAGAGCACGAUAAUCACGGAACCAAGGAACGCACGGAUCUCCGGAGAUGAGUGCCAAGACCAGGAGACCUGGAACCGGCGGCAGCCAGACGCCCAAUGAAUGCGUCCAAGUGGUGGUCAGAUGCAGGCCCAUGAGCAACAGGGAACGCUCGGAGGGAUCCCCGGAGGUAGUCAAUGUGUAUCCAAACAGGGGCGUUGUGGAGCUCCAGAACGUGGUGGAUGCUAACAAGGAGCAGCGCAAGGUCUUCACAUACGAUGCCGCCUACGAUGCAUGUGCCUCGCAGACAACGCUCUACCACGAGGUGGUCUUUCCCCUGGUCAGUUCCGUGCUAGAGGGAUUCAACGGCUGCAUCUUUGCCUACGGACAAACGGGCACCGGCAAAACCUUCACCAUGGAGGGCGUACGUGGGAAUGACGACCUGAUGGGGAUCAUACCGCGCACUUUCGAACAGAUCUGGCUGCACAUCAAUCGCACCGAGAACUUUCAGUUUCUGGUGGACGUGUCCUAUCUAGAGAUCUACAUGGAGGAGCUGCGAGAUCUCCUGAAGCCGAACUCUAAGCAUCUGGAGGUUCGGGAACGGGGAUCGGGCGUAUAUGUGCCCAAUUUGCAUGCAAUUAACUGCAAGAGCGUGGACGACAUGAUCCGAGUGAUGCAGGUGGGCAACAAGAAUCGCACUGUAGGAUUCACUAACAUGAACGAGCACAGUUCAAGAUCCCACGCCAUUUUCAUGAUCAAGAUCGAGAUGUGCGACACGGAGACGAACACCAUCAAGGUGGGUAAGCUGAAUCUAAUCGAUCUGGCGGGCAGCGAGCGGCAGUCCAAGACGGGUGCUUCGGCGGAGCGUCUGAAGGAGGCCAGCAAAAUCAACCUGGCGCUCUCCUCGCUGGGCAACGUAAUCUCCGCCUUGGCGGAGAGUUCACCCCACGUUCCGUACCGUGACUCCAAGCUGACCCGAUUGCUGCAGGAUUCGCUGGGUGGUAAUUCGAAGACCAUUAUGAUUGCCAACAUUGGACCCUCGAACUACAACUACAACGAGACGCUGACCACCCUGCGUUACGCUUCGCGGGCCAAGUCCAUCCAGAAUCAACCGAUCAAGAACGAGGAUCCGCAGGAUGCCAAGCUAAAGGAGUACCAAGCCGAAAUUGAGCGGCUUAAGCGGUUAAUAGCACCUCAACAGCAACAGCGCACCGAGAAACAGGUCACAGUGAAGAAGCAGCGCAUCAAGAAACCCAAAAAGGACCCCGUAUCCAAAGAAAUGUCUGACUCUCUGCAGGUUUCCACCAUUGAGCAGCCUGAAGAGGAGAGCGAUGGCGAGGGAGCAGAGUCCGAGUCGGAUAAGGAAAAUGAGGCCGAGGUGGCCAAGUCCAACGAGGAACUGGAACGCGAGCGUGUGGAGAACACAAAACUGGCGGCCAAACUGGCCGAACUAGAAGGCCAAUUGGUGCGCGGUGGCAAGAACCUGUUGGACACCUACAGCGAGCGCCAGAUUGAACUGGAAAAGAAGCUGGUGGAAAUCGCGGAGCGCAAGAAGCGCGAAAUCGAAAUCCAGCAGCAGCUGGAGCUGCAAGAGGAGACCACGCUGGAGAUACGCGAACGAAACGUCUCCCUCGAGCAGGAAGUAGAGCUGAAGAAGCGCAAGCUUUCGAAAUGCUAUGCCAAGUAUUUGGCUCUGCAGCAGGAGCUCAACGACUGCAAGUCCGACCACAACCAGGACCUUAGGGAACUGGAGAUGGCUCAGAACGAGCUGGUAAAGGAGCUGAAGCGCCAGCUGCUGAUCAUCGACAACUUUGUGCCCAUCGAGGUAAAGCAGCGUCUGUACACGCAGGCCAAGUACGACGAGGAGCAGGAGGAGUGGAAGUUCUCAUCGAUGUCGUUGCCCACACCUCCUGGCGGCGAUGGCAAGUUCAGUAGCAAGCGUCCGGUAUCGCAUCCGCAGCGCAGGAGGCCCACCUCCGAGUAUGCCCUGCAGGAGGCCAAGUCGAAUGCGCCCAGCUCUCUGCGUUUCAAGAGCGAGAACAUCGUGAACUACGAGCUGGAGAUGCCCUGCCGCACCACCCAGGAGUAUCGUACGCCCAAGGUGUCUGCCUCUCUGCAGGCGGUGCUCGCCCAAGCUAUGCAAACGGGCUGCGAUGAUAUCGACAUAGUGGACUCACACACAAAUUCACUGCGGAGCCGGCUAGAGAACAUUAUCAAUGCGAACGCCAAUGGUGGAGCUGGUCCUGGGGCUGGCACCGCGGUGGGCAGCUCCAUUCCCAAUGUCCGCAACAUUAAGUCGAGCCGAGGGCUACCGAGCGCGGCCUCCAAUCUCGACUCCAAUCGCCGUCCACCCACGGGCCGUCUGCCGGCCAAGAAGCCGGCUUCGGCGUAUCCCAAAGCCCGCGGACUGGUCAACAAAUAAUCACAAACGACUCGAAUCGAAUUGAGUUGCAUCUAACCAUUGCAACAUGCAAACACAACACUAACCAAAGUAUUCAUAGUCAUCGCAAUAUGUACACCUCAGUACUGAUAGCCCAAUCUACUCACAUUUCGCGCUUGUAAAAGUUUCCUUUUGGUUUGAGCCAACUCAAAUCUCUGGCAUUUUAACUAUUCAGACGUCUUCAGAUCUGAACCAUUGAUUCCAUUUUUAGUUAAUGCCGCAUGUUUGAAGAGAUUCGGCCAGCCGACCCCACACUUUCCUUAAUUGUUUUUACGUUUAUUUGUUACUCGACUCGAAUUAUUUGUUAUUGAUUUUUUAGUGCAUAUGUAUGUUUGUGCUCGGUUAAGUUGGCGCGUGCAUUUACUUUUAUCGUGCAAUCUAAGCUUAAGUUCAACCCAACUGCAACAGUCUCUUAUUUACUUAGUAAAUGAUCUUUAGUUAAUCCUAUAAACCAAAUAAAGCAACUCCAUAAACGAAA
This is a messenger RNA of Drosophila rhopaloa, 3031 nucleotides long. RefSeq names its product kinesin-like protein Klp68D (gene Klp68D). Lineage: Eukaryota; Metazoa; Arthropoda; Insecta; Diptera; Drosophilidae. The record is from RefSeq and is a predicted model, not a curated record. Gene Ontology annotation, biological process: microtubule-based movement. The coding region runs from base 184 to 2535 and encodes 783 amino acids. The transcript is spliced from 3 exons. Gene Ontology annotation, molecular function: ATP binding; microtubule binding; microtubule motor activity.